Molecule: messenger RNA, 935 nt
Organism: Electrophorus electricus (electric eel)
Lineage: Eukaryota; Metazoa; Chordata; Actinopteri; Gymnotiformes; Gymnotidae
Gene: scg5
Product: secretogranin V
Biological process (GO): regulation of hormone secretion; neuropeptide signaling pathway
Cellular component (GO): secretory granule
Molecular function (GO): enzyme regulator activity
Source: RefSeq, a predicted model, not a curated record
CCGGGCAGCUUGGCAACAGCGUAAAUGAACCGUGGAAGAGGAGCGGCAUCCUUGCUCAGCCUUAGAACCUCCUCGAAUCACUACGUGGUAAGUGCCAGUGAUGGGUUCGGCUGGCAAGAUGUCACACACGGUUGCUUUCAGUCUCUUGGUGAGUUUGACGGCAGUCGUUUCUGGACGUAGUCCUCGCACCGCUGACCAAGUGUCGGAGGCGGACAUCCAGCGCCUUUUGCACGGUGUUAUGGAACAGCUGGGAAUCGCGCGUCCCAGGGUAGAGUACCCGGCUCAUCAGGCUACCAAUAUAGCGGGCCCCCUCAGUAUCCAGGGUGGUGCUCACGAGGGGCUGCAGCAUCUUGGACCAUAUGGAAACAUCCCCAACAUUGUCGCAGAAUUGACUGGGGACAAUGUACCAAAAGACUUCAGCGAUGACCAUGGCUAUCCCGACCCUCCUAACCCAUGCCCCCUAGGGAAAACGGCUGCUGAUGGGUGCUUGGAGAAUUCACCAGACACAGCAGAGUUCAGUCGAGAGUUCCAGAAACACCAGCACCUCUUUGACCCAGAGCAUGACUACCCUUCAAUGGCCAAGUGGAAUAAGGAACUGCUUUAUCAGAAACUAAAGGGGCGUCCAAAAAGAAGAAAAAGGAGUACCAACCCGUAUUUAAUGGGACAAAGAUUGGACAAUGUAGUGGCCAAGAAAUCUGUGCCACAUUUCCCAGAGGAGGAUGAAAUGGAAACCACUGCAAGCAGCAUGAAGCCCUGAACUUUAUACAGUAUUGACAACUGUGUAACUGUGGAACAUAGUGUCACAUCCGAAUGUGAAACAGUAAACCUAGAUCAUAUGGUGCAAAUGAAGAUGGUGAUCUCGUAAAAUUUAUUUUUCCUUGACACGGUUUUUGUGUUCAAAAGAAUGUUAAGUAAAAUAAACAUGUUCAUGUGCA